Messenger RNA from Octodon degus (degu), 709 nucleotides. It is a transcript of the gene Rnf185, whose product is annotated as ring finger protein 185. The record is from RefSeq and is a predicted model, not a curated record. Gene Ontology annotation, cellular component: endoplasmic reticulum. Lineage: Eukaryota; Metazoa; Chordata; Mammalia; Rodentia; Octodontidae. The transcript is spliced from 6 exons. Gene Ontology annotation, biological process: ubiquitin-dependent protein catabolic process. Bases 176 to 709 code for a protein of 177 amino acids. Gene Ontology annotation, molecular function: ubiquitin-like protein conjugating enzyme binding; metal ion binding; ubiquitin protein ligase activity.
UGACCAGAGUCCGCGUAGGAGGGGUCAGAGGUCUGGGCUCACAGACUGGCGAGGCGUAGGGUUGGCAGGUAGACCGAGAAACUGGUAGGCUGAAGCGGCCCUAGGAGCGUUCCCUGCGCGGAGACAGGAUUUCCUUGGAGAGAGUCUUCACCGAGAGAUUUGCUGAUAGCCAAGGAUGGCAAGCAAGGGGCCCUCGGCCUCUGUAUCCCCUGAGAACUCUAGUGCAGGGGGACCCAGUGGGAGCAGCAAUGGCAGUGGUGAGAGCGGAGGCCAGGACAGCACCUUCGAGUGCAACAUAUGCCUGGAUACAGCCAAGGAUGCCGUCAUCAGCCUGUGUGGCCACCUCUUCUGUUGGCCGUGUUUACAUCAGUGGUUGGAGACCAGACCUAACAGACAGGUGUGUCCAGUUUGCAAAGCCGGCAUCAGCAGAGACAAGGUGAUUCCACUGUACGGCAGGGGCAGCACCGGGCAGCAGGACCCCAGAGAGAAGACCCCUCCCCGUCCUCAAGGCCAAAGACCAGAGCCGGAGAAUAGAGGGGGAUUUCAAGGAUUUGGAUUUGGAGAUGGUGGCUUCCAGAUGUCUUUUGGAAUUGGGGCAUUUCCCUUUGGCAUAUUUGCCACAGCAUUUAACAUAAAUGAUGGGCGGCCUCCUCCAGGUAAGUCCUAUUUCCUUGAGAAAUCAGAAAGAUACUUGAAUAAUCUUGCUUAA